Molecule: messenger RNA, 1487 nt
Organism: Mya arenaria
Lineage: Eukaryota; Metazoa; Mollusca; Bivalvia; Myida; Myidae
Exons: 4
Coding region: 83-691 (202 amino acids)
Source: RefSeq, a predicted model, not a curated record
UUUUCCUCAAAGUCAUAUAACAGUUCCUCGUUUAGUUGUGUCCAUUGCAGGCGUUAACCUUACGUUAAGUAAAUCACUCAAGAUGGACAUUAUAAUAGCGUACAUACUUCUAGUACUUCCAGUGUAUGCCACAAGUGCAGCAAAAUCACCGACGUAUGCAGCAUUUCCGACAGAGGAAAGAAACCUGUAUGGCACUUUGACAAUGACGACCGACCAACAACUCCAUGGAGAUGUGAUAUUGAGGCUGACCCCGAAUUUUGAAAGGAAUAUCAGCGUUGUUUGGAAAUACCUUAUCAAUGGUGAAAAUAUUGCCCGAACAGUUUCUCAAAACGACACCAACUUCAGACUGUAUGAAAAUGGUUCGUUAUACUUGAUGCUGAUAAACGCAAGCAUUGGUUACAACGGCACGUACUUUUGGGUUGAGCAGUUGGACAGGAAAAAAGUUAUGUCGCCAUUUAUACAGCUGAUUCUGACAGGUAACACAAAUAACAACGGAGAUGCAGAUGAUACUUUGUUUCCUCUCGUUCUGUCAACGACCAUUGGAAUCUGCGUUGUGUUCUUGCUCUUUAUAGGAAACUUGAUAUUCUUCAUCACUGCUUUCAAGAAAACGGAUGUAUAUCAAAAUCUGGUGUUGAGAAGAAAAGGCGAUGCUAACAGAACCCAGGACCAGGAUUACAUCGCUUGUGAUUAAAUAUCAGAUAAAAGCCGUCGUCUCGAGCUGACCAGUACGUACUCUUUGCACCUAUACCUUCUACAGUAGCACCGCAAGGCCUCCCGAAACUUCCACAUAUAGCGCUCAGUGCUCCCGGAACACCUCGGCCAGUAUCAAACAGAAAUGAGCUUGCCGUAGAUGGCCGAGUUAUUACGAUUGACAGUGCGCCCGGAACACCUCGGCCAGUAUCAAACAGAAAUGAGCUUGCCGGAGAUGGCCGAGUUAUUACGAUUGUCAGUGCGCCCGGAACACCUCGGCCAGUAUCAAACAGAAAUGAGCUUGCCGGAAAUGGCCGAGUUAUUACGAUUGUCAGUGCGCUUUAAAUACCACAUCACGUUGACAAAGUUAUUCGUAUUAAAGCACGUAUUGAAACUCUUAAAUGUAUAUAUAAAUAAUACUUAUAUUUUCGUACUUUAUCUAUGCAGGUUGUUUUUGACAACAGUCAAUUUGAGGCAUAAGAGUAAAUCGGAACUCACUCUUUUCGGAGCUUACGAGAGAUGACCGAAGUGUUACGAUUUCACGAGGGCGUCUAGAUACAUUAACACAUUUUAAGGAAAGGAGGCACCAGCGACUACAAAAUGCUACAAUCAGUUAAUACACAGAGGAUUCCAUUGCAAAACUGCUAGCUGUUAUAAACACAAUAAGCCGAACAGUGAUGUUCAUAGAUAUUCAGUCGUCCUGUGCCAGAAAAGAAACUGCAUUUUUGUUCAUGACAUAUACAAUAUCAACACAUAACAUUCACUGUAAUCAUGAAACCACAUUUUUUCUCUCGUUA